This is a messenger RNA of Trichoderma asperellum CBS 433.97, 1584 nucleotides long. RefSeq lists its product as uncharacterized. Lineage: Eukaryota; Fungi; Ascomycota; Sordariomycetes; Hypocreales; Hypocreaceae. Gene Ontology annotation, biological process: sphingolipid metabolic process. Gene Ontology annotation, molecular function: glucosylceramidase activity. The record is from RefSeq and is a predicted model, not a curated record.
CAUAAUGCUUUUUGGAUAAUGAUAUUGAAUAUGUUUGCUUUCAAUCACUUGGCAAUCUUGGCAAAUGUUGCUGCCUUAUGCGUAGCACAAUCUACGAUAACUGUUAAUGUCAAUACGAAGUAUCAGCAGAUUGACGGCUUCGGCUUCUCUCAAGCGUUUGGCCGCGCGAGCCAAUUCCAGAGUGCCAAUGCUAGCACUCAAAAACAAGCUCUAGACUAUUUAUUCAGUACUACUACUGGCGCUGGUUUUAGCAUCAUUCGCAACCGUAUCGGAUCGGGUGGCUCGGGCGACAGUAUCGAGCCAAAUAAUCCAGGCUCUCCAUCUGCAUCACCGAGCUACGUAUGGGAUGGCAACGACAGCGGCCAAGUAUGGUUUACCAAACAAGCUGUUUCGUAUGGUGUCAAAACCAUAUAUGCUGAUGCAUGGGGUGCUCCGGGGUUCAUGAAAACGAGCGGCUCAGACUCAUCUCCCGGGUAUCUUUGCGGUACCACAGGCCACUCAUGCUCAUCUGGUGACUGGAGACAAGCGUAUGCGAACUUCCUUGUGCAAUACGUCAAAUACUACUCAUCAGCGGGCUACACGAUCACACAUCUAGGGUUUUUGAAUGAGCCGGAUUUCCAGCCCUCAUACUCUCAGAUGCAGAUCAGUUCGAAUGCCCAAGAGGCUAUAUCGUUCAUACCGAUCCUUUACAACACAGUGAAGGCUGCUGGUCUUAGUACUAAGAUCACUUGCUGUGACGCAGUAGGUUGGACUGACCAGAGCACUUACACGACAAACCUAGUCAAUGCUGGCUCAACUCAAUAUCUUGGAGUAAUUACUUCUCAUUCGUACAGCGCAGAUGCCACUUCUCCACUUAGCCAAACUACGCUACCAAAAUGGAACACUGAAGGCGGGCCUAGCACAGCAUUUGUUACGACAUGGUAUGGCAGCGGCGGCACCAACGAAGGCUUCACCUGGGCCAACAAGUUGGCUGUUGCGAUGGUAAAUGCGCAGCUCUCAGCUUAUCUUUUCUGGGAAGGGUUUGAGAUACAACAAUCACAGUCAGGCAGUCACUUGAUCGAUGCCCUGGAUGGGAAGACAGCAACACCAUCGGGUAUAUUCUGGGCGUUCGCCAUGUGGUCCCGAUAUAUUCGCCCUGGAGCUUAUCGUGUCGCAACUUCCGGAUCCAUCUCUAACGUCAUAAUUGGCGCCUUUCAGAAUACUGAUAGUUCUAUAGUCCUUGUAUUCACAAAUAGUGGAACUUCAGCACAGUCAGCCAAAGUGACUUUUGCUGGAUUUUCUCCAAGCUCUGCCGCUGCAUACGUCACGGACAAUACUCAUACCUUUGCCUCUACUUCCUCAGCAUUAUCUGGAGGAGCCAUCACUGUUUCUGUGCCUAGCAGAGGAGUCGUCACUGUAAAGCUCACUUAGUAAUCUUAUGUGAAUACUGCACUGGUUUUCCGGACAACAAAUGGGGGUAAAUACCAUCGAUAAAAAUAAAUGGAAUUUGUCUCUAGCGAUCUCUGUAAGCUGCGGCUUGUUGUUGGUAGUUUCUAGUCCUCAAGAAGUAUUGCCAAAUUAAUUCGUUGAUAAAUAAGUAUUGAG